UACCUGUUUAGAAAAAAGGAAUAUAUUUGGAGAGCAUUAGGAAUAUUUAUAGUCUUAUUGGACAUCAGCUAUUUAUUGCGAAAUGAUGCCUGUUUUAAUUUGUCAGAUUAUGAUGCACCAAUGUUCAUUUAUGAUAUUUACAAACUCAUUUUAUCCAUACUAUUCUUACAUUUUUAUCUAAAAUAUUUUUUGUAUGGACGUGAGUUGGAAAGUUAUAAAAGGCUAAAAAAUAUCACAAUAGUUGGAUCAUACAUUGGAGUUUUCACAACAGUCUUAGUAUUGGGCUUCUAUGGCUUAAUUAUAGUUCCAAACACUACUUUUGUAAAAAUAAUUUUUUUUAUUUUGGUAAUUGUAAGCUAUUAUGCUUAUUACACAGCAUGCACUGCAGAUUGGUUUGAUAAAUACAUUUACUCAGGGUGUCAUACCUACACCUCCACAGUUAAUCAUAUUGUACUAAAAGAUCGUCAAUAUUUGAUAGUAUCCAAUUUGGCAACACGCUGGUAUAUUAAAAAAUCGAAGAAAAUUACCCUGAAGGAAAAACAAAGUGUUGAAGCAGCAUCACAGGAUCCAAGAUUAAAUAUACAUGUUAGAAUAAAUGAAUCUUUAAAUGAUUUCAAUAGUCAAUUCUCAUAUUUGAAUACAUCUCAGUUCCAAGAUGGCGAAGAAGAAUAUCUUAUGUCAACUCGGAUUGUGCGCCCAGAUUCUUAUUAUGAUCAAUUAGAUGCUUCUGCCUGGGGGAAGUCUGAGUUGAGUGAAUACCCCAAUAAAUUACGUCAAUACAAGCUUAUUCCGAUGUAAACAGAUUAUAGUGGAAUGCUCAAUACUUUUUGCCUGUUUACUGUUUGCCAUUACCAAGUGUCUAAGCCUAGCAGAGUCUUGCCUCUUGCUAAUAAUUCAGUUGUGUCAUGUGGGUUUGUUUGCAAUAUGUUUUAACUAUAAAUUAAUAUUGUUAUAAAUAUUAUAUACUAUAAAUAAGUUAACAUGAAUAAUUUAAACACACUAGAUAUAUGAAUGUUAAUGUAUAUGCUGCAACCAAGCUACGGAGUUUUUACAACAUAUUUACCUACUGUAUUCUUUUGGCUGUGAAUUGUAGAACAUUUUUUUUUUUUUUUAUUUGAAAUGGAACCAAUUAAUGGUAGUUAGUCAGAUACUUUUUAUAUCUAUGAUAUCCUUUUUUAAGCAAUUGACCAUGAUUAUUCUGUAAGUUGAUUUUAAUAUGACUGAAUACAAGUUAUGA
Molecule: messenger RNA, 1237 nt
Organism: Diuraphis noxia (Russian wheat aphid)
Lineage: Eukaryota; Metazoa; Arthropoda; Insecta; Hemiptera; Aphididae
Source: RefSeq, a predicted model, not a curated record